GUCGCUCGUCUCGCUCGCCGCUCUCGGAUGGCCAGCAGGGACUGGCGCAUGCCGUCAACCGACUCGAUCGGGCGCAUCGCCGCGGCCUCGUCUUUCAUCCUCGUCGGCGCGCACCACUACGCCCUGAGCCGCAUCAGCCGCCAUGCCACUACGCGUCUUCUCGGCCUCGCCCUCGUUCCUGUCGCUCUGCGCGCCGUCGCCGCCGCCGUCUGGGUCCACCUCUCGUCGCCGUCCGCCGGCUCGCCCUUCGUCAACACUGGCUCGCGCAGCACGCGCAGUUGGGCCAUCGCCGCGUGCGAGGUCGUGCGCACGUUCUCGCAGGUGGCCGCAAGUCGGCUGAACCCGGUCUGGGUGUGGGCAAGCACCGACCUCUUCAUUCCCCUCCUCUUCCUCGUUCUUCCUGCAACGCCCGCGACCGACCCGCCCCGCACAACUCGCCUGUACGCGGCCGUCGCCGUCGCCUCGUUCGCGAGUGCGUGGACCUGGCGCUCCGACCUCAACGCCGAGGGCCUGUUCCUCGCCCUCGUCAGCGUCGGCGCCGAAACGAUGCGGCAGUGGCUCGCGCGGCAGGAGGUGGACGAGGCGAGCGGCCGGGUGGAUGAGGCGGUCGAGGCGGUGCGCGACUCGAGCCUGCGCGCAAUCGUUCUUCACAUCGUCGCCUACGUCGCCCUGUACCCGCUCGACCUGCAUGAGCCGUACGCCGCCUACUCGCAGGCCACCCUGGCGGGCUACCUCGUCGCGUGGCCGAUCCUCGCCCUCCUCGCGUCGACAGCGUCUGCCCUCGCCCUCCACCUCAACGCGCUCGACUUGUCCACGGCGACCGCCGUCUACUCGGCGGCGAACGCGCUCAUCCUCGCGCUCGUCGCCUGGAUCGGGUGGCAGAACGCCGACACGGCCGCGUUCCGAGUCGUCCUGUUCAUCCUGUUCGCCGCCGGCGCCGCGAGUCAGCUCGUUCCGACGACGCUCGGCGGCGUCUCGCUCGACCUCGAGCCGGGACACGGCGCGGCGUACGACCCGCUCGCCUCGUCCCCAUCGUCCAAGGUCCCCUCGUCACGCUCUCGCGCACCCUCGCCGCGCCUCCUCGCGGUCCUCCCCGCCUCCCUGUCCCUUCUCUGCGCCUCCUUCCUCGGCCUCGCCCCCUCGCCGACCCUCGACAUCGUCGUCGCGCACCACUCGCUCCCUCCCUCGACCCUCGCCCACCACGUCGCCGCCGUGCGCGAGGCGCCUCUCGCACGCCUGUCGCGUGUCCGCGUGUACCUGUACGAGAAGGGUAACUGGAGCGACGAGGCGCUGUGGGGCGGCUUGAGCGGCGCGCUGCGCCGGGGCAGGGACGAGGUCGUCCGCCUGCCCAACGUCGGGCGCGAGGGCGGCACCUACCUCGAGCACAUCGUCGCGCACUACAACGCGUCGACGCCGUCGUCGUCGUCGCCGAGGUCGUCGGGCGCGGCGUCCUGGGUCCCCGGGCUCGGUCGGCUCGGACUCGGCGGCGCUCGACCGCUCGCCGACACGACCCUGUUCCUCCAGGAGCACCUCGCGUGGGACUGGGUCGGCGCGCCCCGCCUGCGCCGCACCCUGUCGACCCGCACGGCGUUCGUCUCGCUCGGGCCGUACCAGACCAACCUGUGCGGGCUCGACAGCGAGGUGCGCACGCAGAUGGGCGGGAUCCGCGACAUCUUCGAGAUGGUCAAGGGGCGGCCGUGCACCGAGGGCAACGAGGAGGACCGGGUCCUGAGCACGUGGGCCGGCCAGUUUGCGGCGAGCAGGAGGACCUUGCUCAAGAACGAGCUAAAGGUGUACGAGAGGCUCGUGCGCAUGAUCGAGGCUCCCGACGACGACCCGAUCCACAAGCAGUACAACCCGAGCGGGCCCUCGACAGCGUCCAAUCCCGCCUUUGGCCACGCUCUCGAGCGGAGCUGGCCCCUCCUCCUGCACUGCGACGACAAGCGCAUCGCCGAGACGUGCCCCGACAGGGCGUUCGAGCCCAAGGACUGUCAGUGCUUUGAGGAGACGUAGAUACACAGACCUUGACGACGAGCUUGUGUAGAUAGAUGGGUUGUACCCAGACGAGCUGUUGAACCUUCUCGAGCG
This is a messenger RNA of Rhodotorula graminis WP1, 2088 nucleotides long. RefSeq lists its product as uncharacterized. Bases 28 to 2013 code for a protein of 661 amino acids. The record is from RefSeq and is a predicted model, not a curated record. NCBI's taxonomy places the organism in Eukaryota, Fungi, Basidiomycota, Microbotryomycetes, Sporidiobolales, Sporidiobolaceae. The transcript is spliced from 6 exons.